Molecule: messenger RNA, 4083 nt
Organism: Capronia epimyces CBS 606.96
Lineage: Eukaryota; Fungi; Ascomycota; Eurotiomycetes; Chaetothyriales; Herpotrichiellaceae
Product: xanthine dehydrogenase
Exons: 1
Coding region: 1-4083 (1360 amino acids)
Molecular function (GO): iron ion binding; FAD binding; 2 iron, 2 sulfur cluster binding
Source: RefSeq, a predicted model, not a curated record
AUGGCACCUGGCCUCCUCCAGCCAGCGGCGACGGCAGAGAAAGUCGUCACCCUAUCGUCCUUGACCGAGAGCUACGACGACGCGAUUCGUUUCUAUCUCAAUGGCACCAAAGUCGAACUGGACGCUGUCGAUCCUGAAGUCACACUCCUAGAGUAUUUACGAGGUAUUGGGCUGACGGGGACAAAAUUGGGCUGCGCUGAAGGCGGAUGUGGUGCCUGCACUGUCGUGGUGUCGCAAGUGAAUCCCACCACGGGCAAGAUAUACCAUGCGUCAGUCAAUGCCUGUCUGGCCCCUUUGGUCAGCAUCGAUGGAAAGCAUGUUGUCACAAUCGAGGGCAUUGGGAGCUCACAAAGCCCGCACCCUGCACAGGAACGGAUUGCCAUGGCCAGCGGCAGUCAAUGCGGGUUCUGUACACCAGGAAUCGUCAUGAGCUUGUAUGCCCUUCUCAGAAACCAUGGACCUGAGCCUUCCGAGGAUGAGGUCGAAGAGGCCUUCGAUGGCAAUCUGUGUCGCUGCACCGGCUACAGACCCAUCCUCGACGCUGCUCAGAGUUUCAAUAAGAAAUGUGGCAGAUCCAUAGCGAACGGCGGUUCUGGCUGUUGCAUGGAAAAUGGCGGCUCUUGCAACGGCGACGGCCCGAAUGGCAAAGACGAAACCGCAGAAAAGAAAUUCACGUCUCCUUCUUUCAUUCACUAUGACAAAUCGACUGAACUGAUCUUUCCUCCCGCCCUUAGAAGACAUGACUUCAAACCGCUAGCUAUUGGGAACAAGAGGAAGAAGUGGUAUAGACCAGUUACGCUCGAGCAGUUGCUGGAGAUCAAGAACGCGUCUCCCACUGCCAAGUUGAUUGGCGGAAGUACAGAGACACAGAUUGAAAUCAAAUUCAAGGCUAUGCAAUAUUCGACUUCGGUCUAUGUGGGUGACAUUGCCGAAUUGCGGAAGUAUUCGUUUCAUGAUGACUAUCUCGAGAUUGGUGGCAAUGUGGCGCUGACCGACCUCGAGAACAUAUGUGACGAAGCUGUCAGACAUUACGGCCCCGCCAGAUCUCAAUCUUUCGUAGCCAUCAAAAAGGCGAUCAAAUACUUUGCCGGGCGUCAGAUUCGCAACGUUGGCACCCCGGCAGGUAACCUAGCAACCGCUUCCCCUAUCUCAGACCUCAAUCCGGUGUUUGUCGCCACUGACUCCACGUUGGUGGCCAAGUCGCUGAAGGAGACGACCGAGAUUCCCAUGUCGAGUUUCUUCAAGGGCUACAGAAAGACUGCGUUGCCGGAGGAUGCUGUCAUCGCAGCCAUGAGAGUUCCUGUAUCUGCCGAAAAGGGCGAGUACAUCAGAACCUACAAGCAGUCGAAAAGAAAAGAUGACGACAUUGCCAUCGUCAAUGCUUGCCUACGCCUGGCACUGGACGAUUCUUACACGGUCAAGAAUGCCAACCUGGUAUACGGAGGCAUGGCCCCUACUACGAUCCAGGCAAAGAAUGCUUCUGAAUAUAUUGUUGGAAAAACACUUACGGAUCCUGAGACUCUAGAGGGUGUCAUGAACGCCAUGGAAAAGGAUUUCAAUCUCCCAUUCGGUGUGCCAGGUGGCAUGGCCACAUAUAGGAAGUCAUUAGCUUUAGGAUUCUUCUACCGGUUUUACCAAGAUAUCCUCACCAACAUUGCAGAGACCAGCAAGGUGACUGACAAAGAAGCCGUUGCAGAGAUCGAACGAGAAAUAUCCCGCGGCCGAAAGGAUCAUGAUGCAGCAGUUGCGUAUUCCCAGAAGAUCUUGGGCAAAGCAAAUCCUCACCUCGCGGCUCUCAAGCAAUGCACCGGCGAGGCGCAAUAUACCGACGACAUUCCAGCUCAAAAGAACGAGCUCAUCGGCUGCCUCGUCCUGUCAACCAAGGCACAUGCCAAACUGCUGAAGGUGGAUGCUAGCCCAGCCUUGGAUCUUCCGGGCGUGGUCACCUGGGUCGACAGACACGACGUUGUCGACCCACAGGCCAACUGGUGGGGAGCCCCCGUUGCCGAUGAGGUCUUCUUUGCUGAGGAUGAAGUCUUCACGGCCGGGCAACCUAUCGGGAUGAUCGUAGCAAAAACUGCGCAUCAAGCUGCAGCCGGAGCUCGUGCUGUCCUCGUAGAAUACGAGGAACUUCCAGCAAUCUUCACCAUUGAAGAGGCCAUCGAAAAGCAAAGCUUCUUCGAGCACUACCGCUACAUCCGCCGAGGCGAUGUGGACAAGGCCUUCCAGGAAUGCGAUUAUGUCUUUGAGGGAACGGCCAGGAUGGGUGGUCAAGAACAUUUCUAUCUGGAAACGCAGGCUUGCCUUGCGAUCCCUAAGCUAGAAGAUGGCGAAAUGGAAAUCUGGUCCAGCACACAAAACCCGUCCGAGACUCAAGCGUACGCUUCCAAGGCGCUCGGAGUGCAGUCCAACAAGGUCGUAUCCAAAGUCAAACGACUCGGAGGCGGAUUUGGUGGAAAAGAAACCCGAUCGAUCCAACUGUCAACCAUAUGCGCUGUCGCUGCCAACAAGCUCAUGAGGCCUGUCCGAUGCAUGCUCAACCGUGACGAAGACAUUGUAACGUCCGGCCAGAGGCACCCAUUUCUGGGCAUAUGGAAGGUUGGCGUGAACAAGGACGGCAAGAUUCAGGCGCUCAGGGCCAGCGUCUUUAACAACGGCGGGUGGUCGCAAGACCUCUCUGCCGCGGUGGUCGACAGAGGACUUUCCCAUAUCGACGGCUGCUAUAACUUUCCGAAUGUUGACGUGAAUGGUCGUAUCUGCAAGACCAACACGGUGUCCAACAGCGCUUUCCGCGGCUUCGGUGGCCCGCAAGGCAUGUUCAUUGCAGAGACGUACAUGGAAGAGGUUGCAGACCACCUGAAAAUCCCUGUGGAAAAGCUCCGAGAGAUCAACUUCUAUAAGGAGGGCGACCAGACACACUUCAACCAGGAGCUUGAGGACUUCCAUGUUCCGCUGAUGUACAAGCAAAUCAAGGAGUCGACAGAUUAUGAAGCUCGGCGCAAAGCUGUCGACGAAUUCAAUGCCACCCACAAAUGGCAGAAGAAAGGCCUCGCCCUAAUACCGACCAAGUUCGGCAUUUCCUUCACGGCCUUGUUCCUCAAUCAGGCCGGCGCCCUGGUGCACAUCUACCACGAUGGCUCCGUCCUUGUCGCCCACGGAGGGACCGAGAUGGGCCAAGGCCUGCAUACCAAGAUCUGCAUGAUUGUCGCCGAAGCGCUUCAAGUGCCGCUUUCCGAUGUGCAUAUCUCGGAGACGGCCACCAACACGGUCGCCAACACGUCCAGCACGGCUGCUUCGGCAUCCUCGGACCUGAACGGCUACGCAGCCUACAACGCCUGUGUGCAGAUCAAUGAGCGUCUGGCGCCCUACCGAGAGCAGUUGGGCCCCAAUGCGACAAUGAAACAACUUGCGCACGCGGCCUACUUCGACCGUGUCAACCUGAGCGCCAACGGCUUCUACCGCACGCCUGAAAUCGGCUACAUCUGGGGCCCCAACCCAUCAGACCCGUCUCUGGAGAACACCGGCAAGAUGUUCUUCUACUUUACACAGGGCGUCACGGCAUCCGAAGUGCUCAUUGACACGCUGACCGGCGACUGGACUUGUUUGCGGACCGACAUCAAAAUGGACGUGGGUCGCAGCAUCAACCCGGCGAUCGACUAUGGCCAGAUCGAAGGCGCAUACGUCCAGGGUCAGGGUCUCUUCACAACCGAGGAGUCGCUGUGGCACCGCGGCUCGGGUCAGAUCUUCACACGUGGGCCUGGUGCGUACAAGAUCCCUGGGUUUCGCGACAUCCCGCAAGUCAUGAACAUUUCACUGCUCAAGGAUGUCGAGUGGAAGAAUCUGCGCACGAUCCAGCGUAGCCGUGGCGUGGGCGAGCCGCCUCUGUUCAUGGGCAGCGCCGCCUUCUUCGCCAUCCGCGAUGCCUUGAAGGCCGCUCGCAGAGAGUAUGGUGAGCACGCCGUCCUGAACCUGCGCAGCCCCGCCACGCCGGAGAGAAUCCGGAUCUCGUGCGCCGACCCCAUCCUCAAACGCUGCGUUGUGGAGCCGAGGGAAGGGGAGAAGAGUUUCUUCAUAUCGAUCUAG